This is a messenger RNA of Prorocentrum cordatum, 1389 nucleotides long. NCBI's taxonomy places the organism in Eukaryota, Dinophyceae, Prorocentrales, Prorocentraceae. The record is from the annotation of a GenBank genome assembly.
AUGCUCAAUCACAUACCUGGCAUCUACAUUACGGGCGAGCAUGUCGUGACUGACUUGUUGAGAACUAAGGCGUUAUUGGGGCUAGCGGCGCCAAGCGGUGCUCGAGGCGAGGUCACUGGUUUGGAGAGCUCCGACUAUCACAGGGAAGUGUAUGUGUUCGUUGCACGGCAAGUUGUCGAGGGGGGCAAGGGAACACAGACACGUGACCUGAACGAGUUUUACAACGCCUUGAAUGCAAAUGACAGCAGGCGCGCCUAUUGGAUCACAUUGGAAGAUUUCAAGAACGGCUCGACCGAAAAGUUCAAUGAUCUUCUGGGCUGGAUCGGCUUUUCACGGUGCCGGUACACCAAAGUGCAUGCAGGCAAAUCUGGCAACACCUUGGCCCAGAUGAUCUUUUCCGGCGGGGUGAGCGGCCAUUGUGUUUACAGGCGCCAGACGCAAGCGCCAGCUUUGCAGGCACCGUCCCGCGACAGGCACUGCUCGGACUGCGGCGCCGCGCCCGUCGAAGAGCCUCUGUGCGACCCCUGUCGUGGAGAUCGCGACUUCGUUUUCAUCUUGGGGUCCUCCGACGCUGGCCUCCUCGCGCAGGCAAGCCUGAACCAGGUCCCCGGCGCGUGCGCGGUGGGAGCGCAAGUGCUCUCGAAGAUGUUGAGCCGCCUUGCGGUGAGCCAGAUGAUAGCGAAGAGCAAAACCGAGUCCCCGUUCGCGUCCUCCACAACUGAUCAUCGCUACCACAUGCCGGCAUCCGUGAGGCGCCAGCAGCGCGCCGUGCAGUCGUUCCUGAAAGCGAGAAUGGGGGCAUUCAGCGUGUCCUCGACACGCGUCAUAGGCUCCACGGAGACGGGCGACCCGAGCAAGUUAAACUUCAGCUUCCCCGCCCCCUGCGCCAGGUUCGCGCUGACCUCGGGGGCGCCUGCGCGGAGCACGGCGCCGCCCGUCUCGCCGGACAGGAUAUUCCAGAUGCCUGCGCUCUCUGCGGAUGCGCUGAAUGACCUUCUGGUGUGGCUCGGCUUCUCUGACUGCCGCUUCGGGCCCUCCUCGCCAGGCGCGAGCAUGCGGGCAUCUCUCCAGAGCACGCGCAGCUUCUGGGAGGCGUCACCUCGGGCCGCGGAUUGGUGCUGCACCUUCGAGCUCAGGGGCUGCCCGCAGGCCACGCAGGUCUUCGCGAAAUUCUCGCCGCGGCCCGUGCCGAGGUCUCAUGGUGCCGUCCGGCCUACCUUCGCCGCGAUGGCAGCGGUGGCCGUGGGCGCGGCCGCCGCCGUUGCCGCGGCGGCCUCCGGGCUGUGGCGACACAGAGGCCGUGCUUCCCGCAGCCCGCGGGCGGCCGCCCCGCGCGCCGCCGGCGGCGAGCCCGAGGCGUUGCCGCUGGCCCCCGCGGCGGCCGCCUGA